AUAAUGGGGUAUGAAUGCUUACAUUUAAUAAGGUUUUUUAGAAUGCUAUUUGUUUGUGUUUGGGAACUCUAAAAGAUGAAUUGUUGUUUUGUUUUGUUGUAUUCAUUUUAGCAGUUGGGUAUGUUGGAAAAGAUGGCAUUCUUUCAAAAAAGCUGAACAAUUUGACGAUUUGAUGAUUUCUUUUAGAACCCCACUUCAACUUUUCAAGUUCACUUUGGCGCCAAUCCCACAACUUGAAAGUGAGUCCCGUGUCUUCAGCCUCGUUUGCGGGUAACUGCUCUGCUAGCGAAGAAGUCCGACAUUUUUUAUGUUUAUGAAAACCUUAAAUUAAGAUGGACAUAAAAGGCCAACAGAGGAAAGUCAAAGUUAUCCAAGCCAAGAAGCGCAGAACAAAGCCUCCAGCCUCGAAAGUUCAAGCAAAAGUUAAAGAUGAUUCAACAAGGAAGCCACAAAGAAAUAGUAUCUCGCAGAUGACCGAAGAUGGUGGAGAUGAAGACUACAGAUAUGAAUCUUCAGAUUUGUCUGAAGAUGAUUACGAAGAAUCGGAAGAAGAACAGGAAGAUCCAUCAGAUUAUUGCAAAGGUGGUUACCAUGUUGUGAAGAUAGGUGACCUCUUUAACGACAGAUAUCACGUGAUAAGGAAGCUCGGUUGGGGACAUUUUUCUACCGUCUGGUUAAGCUGGGAUCUAAAGAUGAAAAGUUUCGUCGCUCUGAAGAUUGUCAAAAGUGCUUCCCAUUAUACUGAAACAGCCGUUGAUGAAAUGAAACUUUUGCAAACGGUUCAUACAGCUGACCCAAAGGAUCCAGGAUACCCGCAUGUGGUCCAACUUUUAGACAAUUUCAAGAUUUCUGGAAUUCACGGAACUCAUAUUUGUAUGGUUUUUGAGGUGCUAGGCCAUAAUCUUCUUCGCAUGAUUAUAAAAUCGAACUACAAAGGGAUUCCCUUGCCUCUUGUGAAAACAAUCAUAAAGCAGACUUUGGAAGGGCUUAACUAUCUACACACAAAAUGCAAAAUCAUUCACACUGACGUAAAGCCUGAAAAUAUACUGGUUUGCAUUACCCAAGAUGAUAUUCAGAAGUUGGCUUCAGAAGCUGCCUCUGCCUCUGCUGCUGGGAAGGUUUCAAGGUCAUUAGGUGGAACCGCGCCAGUUCAUGUCGCCGAAAAGCAGCAAAUGGCCAAUGGAAAAAUGUCGAGAAAUAGAAAAAAGAAAUUAAAAAAGAAAAUUAAAAAACAGCUUGAAAAGCACAAUAAUGGCACAAACUCGAAUACGACUGAGAAAGACGAAACAAAUGAAGAGCCUCUUGAGGAAAAAGAGAAUGAAGAAAUUUCAAAAAGUAAAGGUUCUGGUAAAUCGAUGGAUGAAGGCUACGAUAUCAAUUUUCAAAAUCAAAGGCAAGGAGUAAAUAAGAAUGAAAAGGGUUGCGGAAAUUUAUCUUGUAAUGAAGAUGUCACCAUGAAAAGUUUUGAAAAAGAGAAUGAAGUCAACAAGGACAAGAAAGAUAGAUGUGAAGACAAAGAUAAGCCUUCUAGUGACGAACAAAACAACGAAAUAUUGGAUCAUGUUUACAAUAGUUUUAAUGGAGAUGUCGAGAAACAAAUUGCUGAUACUCUAAAACUGGAUGACGAUGAUGAGAUGGAAACGACAGAAAAAGGUCCAAAAUACGCUUGUGAGGUGUCAGGAACUCUAAAUGAGAAUAUUAAAGUUAAGAUUGCUGAUCUGGGCAAUGCUUGUUGGAUUCAUCACCAUUUCACUGAAGAAAUUCAGACCCGGCAGUAUAGAAGCAUAGAGGUUUUAAUUGGCUCAGGGUAUGGACCCCCUGCAGAUAUUUGGAGCACUGCUUGCAUGGCUUUUGAACUUGCAACUGGUGACUUUCUUUUCGAACCUCAUUCCGGCGAAGACUAUUCAAGGGAUGAAGAUCAUAUUGCUCUGAUAAUGGAGCUGCUAGGGCGCCUGCCAAAGCACAUAUCCUUAUCCGGAAAAUACUCGCGCGAUUAUUUUACCCGAAAAGGCGAUUUGAAACACAUAAAGAAAUUGCGCCCAUGGUGCCUUCGCGACGUUCUCAUCGAUAAAUACGAAUGGCCAGUCAAGGAUGCAGAGCAGUUCUCUUCGUUCAUUGAGCCAAUGUUAGACUACGUCCCAGAGAAACGAGCAACCGCUGCGCAGUGUUUGAACCACGAAUUCUUGCUCACCUAAUCAUGCUUUGGCCUUGAAAACAGUUGUUUUAAUCAUACUUCCAUCACGUGUAAAAGAAGUUCAUCCGAAGGGGCCAGUCUAGGUUUUCUGGUCGGACGUUCGUUGACUGCACACGUGGCCAAGGAAUUCUUAGACCGAGGGUAGAAGAACUCAAGAUACCAAUCAAGCAGUGUGCUCGCCCAUGUUCAUACAACAGUCUCAAGUGCUGACGCCUGCUGACGCCAUUGCUUUUAUUUUCAUCAGUGUCUUUACACGAUGAUGCUGUUAAAAACUCAAAGUGAAAAUAGGAUUGGACUUCCUUACGCGUUUCAAAAUAUUCACCUGUAACAUUUCUUCCAGCUUUUUCAAAGUCCAGUUUGUUUAACUUCAUGUCCUUUUCUGGGAAAAGGAUAUCAGAGGCUGUUCUUAGUUUACGAUAGCACCCUAUCACUGCUAGUAAUAGGCUCUGGAAGUUUCUCCUGAUUUUUUAUGCCAUGUUUUGUAAACUAUGUAUAAAGACUAAAGACAGAUUUUUCUGUGAUAACGAUCCCCGAUGUUGUGCCAUUUUCUAGUGUGCAAUGCUUUACGGUUCUCAUUCGUUUAUUAAACAAAUUCAACUUACAACCUCUCCAAACUUCGUUGUACGACUUGAUUUGCUCCGAUUAGGGCUCACCCCUCAAAUAUUGUACUGUAGAUUUCUUGCGAUAUAAAAGGGUUUCAUGGCAAAAUGGUUUUUGGUGAAAAUUUUCACCCUCAGUUGCUAAUCACGGGCAAACACGAAAACUUACUAAUAUUCAGGUCCUCAAUCUGAAUCCGAAAUAAAAAAUUUAGGACUGAAAAGAUCGAUGUAUUUUCAAAACGAGGUCAUAGCUGAAUUCGUAUUUUAACGAACUCGUGUCAAAGCUAUGACCCUGUGGAUGGUAUUUAUAAAGUGUAUUCAAAAAAGGCAAAGACGUUUUUCUUGGAAGAAGGGAAACCUGAAAAGCUUCUGUUUCCUACCCUCGUUCUUAGUGCAGUAGAUUCAGAGUCCAGCCAGUUUUUAACCUUUUCAUAUUUAUUUAUUUGCUACUUUUUGUAUGCUUUGCUAUGACGCUUUUAGUGGUGGUUCCCAGUUCUGCGUCAAAUUAGGCCCUGGUAAACACCAUUUUUGGCUUCUUCCCACUGCCAUAAAGAUGCUUGCUGCAGACAUCUAUCCCAAGUUGGUAAGUCAUUCAACGUACCUUGUUUGUUUAUUUUUAGGAACUUAAAUGUGCAGCUUUGUAUAUCGUAAACUCUGUAUAGCAUAUUUUGGUUAUUAUUGGUCGUUAAGUGAAGAAUGUUUUGUCUCGUUCAAUUUAAAUUUAUGUAUUUGUAGCCCGAAUUGAUCUUGACAACAUUAAGGCGCUUUUUUGUCAACGAGCCUGUUCGUGCAGAUAUGCCAUGGUCUAUUUAAGGUAAUGAACUAAGAACUCUAGUUAUGCCUAUCGUGGGA
Molecule: messenger RNA, 3645 nt
Organism: Rhopilema esculentum
Lineage: Eukaryota; Metazoa; Cnidaria; Scyphozoa; Rhizostomeae; Rhizostomatidae
Product: SRSF protein kinase 3
Biological process (GO): peptidyl-serine phosphorylation; regulation of mRNA processing; spliceosomal complex assembly
Cellular component (GO): cytoplasm; nucleus
Molecular function (GO): ATP binding; protein serine/threonine kinase activity
Source: RefSeq, a predicted model, not a curated record